AUGAAUAGUCAUUUAUUAACGGACAAUAACGAACCAAAUCAUCAUGAUGAUUCAUUGUCAAAUGAUCAAUCUAAACAUUUGCGUUUAUCCAGUCGAUCUUCCUCCGCCAAAGAAUAUUCAUUUAUUCCUGUAGAAAGCACAUCCAUUGACGAUCUGCAAAUUCCACCAGUAGUGUCAAAUUCCAUGAAUUUUUCAUACCAUAAAGACAUGGCAUCACAUAGUCGACAAACAAAUAGUUUUGUAUUAUUUCGAUUAAAUCAGCAACAAAUUGAAGUCGAACGGACAAUUUCAUUAAUUGGAAAGAAUGAUUAUCUUACGGACUGUUCAAAAAUCAUAUGA
Molecule: messenger RNA, 339 nt
Organism: Rotaria sordida
Lineage: Eukaryota; Metazoa; Rotifera; Eurotatoria; Philodinida; Philodinidae
Source: the annotation of a GenBank genome assembly